AACGAGUGACAGUAACUAUAUUAUGUGAGCAUAAACAGCAGAGCUCUUUUUAAAGGAAUCGUCGAUACGAUUCACACGUUACCUGGGAAGGAGGUCUCCGCAACAUUCGCCACAAGCCCGCUCAAGAACAACUUCAUUACCUAAGAGUCGAACGCCUAAACACCAGCAGUAUGAAAUUCUUGGAUACAUGUAUACUGGCACUUUUGUUAAUAACACAGCAGAUUCUCGCUGAUGGGGCAGGUGCGGCUGAUACAGAUGCUACAGAUAGCCUGGAACAAUAUGACGGCAGUAGCGGAACAGACUUAUUAGCGCAAGAGAUUAAGCGUGCGCGUAUCCCACAGUUUGUGGGGAAAAGGGACUACUUUGCGAAUGAUGAUAUAGAUAUGUCCGCAGACAGUCAAGACAUUCCUAUAGAAGUUGCUCAAGCUUUUGAGCGAAAUUUGCUCUCGAGCUUACUCGCUGGGUCGAAUGAAGGCUUACCCGAAGAAGGUGCUACGCAAAGUGACUAUUUUGGCAGACAAACCCGUUACAUACCAAUGAUGGUAGGCCGAAGAGGCAAAUGGGCACCAAAAUUCGUUGGAAAGCGACGAGGUCCACUUUUUGUUGGCAGGAGAAGGUCUCCAUAUUUCGUUGGAAAGCGCACUUCACAAACAGAUAAUAUGGCGGCUGAAAAACGUAGAAACCCUAUGUUUGUCGGAAAGCGUGCCGAUCCUGUACUGGUAGCGAGAGGUUUAUCAAAGCCUAUGUUUGUAGGACGCCGAGGUCAUCCAAUGUUCGUUGGGCGACGAACAGCCAGCGGCGAUCUUGAUAGCUCUAUAUUUAUGGGAAAAAGAUGAACCUAAGGAAGACUCGUUUCUGAAAACAGCAUUGCGUCUGUCUGUUAAUCAUUUGAACACACCCGAAGAGGAUUUCCGUAGUCCCACAGAAACAGGAAGUAUUAAAUAUGGAUUCCCGGAUGUAGUUAAGAGUUUAAAACCGCAUGUACCAGGACAUCCGUUCGGACUAAAUAAUCUUAAUCCCGCAUUCAGGAAUUUCCAAACUGGACAAAUUGGCUCGGAUUUUUCUGACUCUUACACAGAUAACGACCGCAUUGAAUUCAGCAAGAAGUGGGCGGAGUUUCUAGGAAAACGCACCAACAAGAGGUGGGCUGAGUUCAUUGGGAAACGAGUUGGAGAUUAUCUCCGCAAAAGGUCUGGAGAAUGGUUGGGCUGAUUUAAACCAUUAACAAAUGACGUAGAAGAUAUAUGCCUGAACAAAUAAGACUGUGCUUUUUGGGUCAUUUUUUAAUCAACAAUAAUUCCAAUGUAUAAGUUGAAGUUCGCAGGAUGUUUUCGUUUCAUAUGAGUUUAUUUAGGGUUACAAUAAAUGUUUUCCUUAUGUCGCGGCAACGUUCAUAAAACAUUGUCCUGACUAUAGUCAUAGACAUUCAUACAUCACGUGUAACCAAUGACCUUGACCUUCGUUGGCAUGUUGCGUCGCUCAAUCUUGUAAAUAUAGUAAAUUAUUUGUUUAAAUGUCUUCGUCGGGUGUGGCGAUAAUGUUGAGGAUUAAAGAAAAUUGAAUUUUC
This is a messenger RNA of Pecten maximus, 1567 nucleotides long. Its product is annotated as MIP-related peptides-like. Lineage: Eukaryota; Metazoa; Mollusca; Bivalvia; Pectinida; Pectinidae. The record is from RefSeq and is a predicted model, not a curated record. The transcript is spliced from 4 exons. Bases 171 to 836 code for a protein of 221 amino acids.